AAGGGGGCGGGGCCUGAGCUCUUCUUUCCUGGUUCGUGUGUGUGUGUGUGUGUGUGUGUGUGUGUGUUUUCUCACCAGCUGAAAAUGGCGGCUCGGAGCGUCGAAUCGCUCUAACUUUAUCGCACAAUAAUAAACACAGCUGUUAUCACACAACAUGGGGAGGAACUUUACCCAGGGACACCAGACGCUCUAGCCGGGACACAUUACUUUCACCACUCCGGCUGAAGGAGUUAACACUCGGAGAGAUCAUGGAGGACCCUCACACACGGUACAGCAAACGCCUGCGUACAGGGACGCGUCGCCGCUACCAGGACGAUGGAAUCUCAGAUGAUGAAAUCGAAGGGAAACGGAUGUUCGACCUGGACGAGAAGUUGCAGUGUGUCAGGUUUAAGUCUGACUUGGUCAAACACAUGAAGGGUAAAGAUUUCACAUUUGAGUACAUCCAGAGGGAAGGUCUCAGGGAUCCCAUUAUCUUUGACACAGCUGAUGGCCUUGGCAUACAAAUGCCGGACCCUGAUUUCAGUGUGAGUGACGUCAAGUUGUUUGUUGGAAGUCGACGCAUUGUAGACGUGAUGGACGUGAACACCCAGAAAGGAAUUGAGAUGUCGAUGGCUCAGUGGAGACGCUACUAUGAAACGCCGCCAUCUGAAAGAGAAAAACUUUACAACGUCAUCAGCCUGGAGUUCAGCCACACCAGGCUGGAGAAUCUGGUCAAACGACCGGCUUCAGUGGACCUUAUUGACUGGGUGGACAACAUGUGGCCCCGCCAUCUUAAAGAGAGACAGAGAGACUCUACUAAUGCCAUCAUAGAAAUGCAUUAUCCCAAAGUACAGAAGUACUGUCUCAUGAGUGUGCAGGGCUGCUUCACCGAUUUCCACAUUGACUUUGGAGGCACUUCAGUGUGGUACCACAUCCUGCGAGGAGGAAAGGUGUUCUGGCUGAUUCCACCCACACCACAGAACCUGGAGUUGUAUGAGAACUGGGUUUUAUCAGGAAAACAAGGGGACAUCUUCUUGGGGGACAAGUGUUAUGACUGUCAGAGGAUAGAGCUCAAGCAAGGCAACACCUUCAUAAUCCCGUCAGGGUGGAUCCAUGCCGUUUACACACCAGAGGACACGUUGGUGUUUGGGGGAAAUUUCCUCCACAGUUUUAACAUCCCCAUGCAGCUCAACAUCUACAGCAUUGAGGAUCGCACAAGGGUGCCAGCAAAGUUCCGUUACCCGUUCUACUUUGAGAUGUGCUGGUACGUCCUGGAGAGAUACCUCUACUGUCAAACUAACAUCUCCCACCUCACUCCUGAGUUCCAGAAAUACUCCCUAGGCAUAGGACUGACACAGGCUGACCUUGAAACCAAUGAUCCCACCAAGAAUGACACCUCUAAUGGAGUUGACAGUGACACUGAAAUCAAGGAGACCAUAAUCAAGGAAGUAGAAGUUAAAGAAGAAAAAGAGACAGCUGAAGUUACGACACCUCAGCACAUGUUGACUCCCUUUGAGGUGGAGGGACUGUGGAACCUCUUAGGGAAGCUGGAGGAGCUGCCAGACCAGAAAAAGUGUGUCCCUGAAGGCAUCAUGAAUGCUGCAGCUCUGCUCCAAGACAUGAAGACUCUUCUGAAAGGGCAUUCCAAUGAUAACCCCAAGUUGUCCUACACUGGAGAGCCCAUUGUCAAAUGGCCCGAAAGGCCGUCGUGGUACCAGCCCCCCACUCCCCCUCCCCCUGUCAUUUACCGUCCUCGCUUGGGCCCCACCCUCCACAAGCCUCUGGGUCAGAGGCCCACCAAACGGUCCUCCAUCUCUGCCCUGAGGCGCAGACGGGUCAGGUGUAAGCGCUGUGGCGCCUGCUGCAGGAAGGAGUGUGGCACCUGCCAGUACUGCCACGACAUGAGGAAGUUUGGUGGCCCGGGACGCAUGAAGAAGGGCUGCAUCAUGAGACGGUGUCUAAUGCCUGCCUUACCGAACACAGCGCGAUGUGCCAUAUGUGGAGAAGGGGAAUUGGAUGAAUCAAAUCCGAGCACUUACUCACUCAUGGAGUGCUCUGUCUGCUCCCAGAUCGUCCAUCAUCAAUGCAUUAAGGAACCGGGUGAAGGGAAGAUCAAUAAAGAUUUGCCCAGCUGCUGGGAAUGCCCCAAAUGUUACCAAGGCAAAGACUUGGAGUCUUCCAGCGAUGAGGAAAGUGGAGAGUCGGAGGGCUCGACCUCUUUGCCGCCGUCCAAACUUGCCUACAGGGAAGGCAUUGGUGUAGGUGAAGGAGUUAGACAAGGGAAACCUAGCAGAUCCUCAUCCCGAUCCACAGCACCACCACCAUCUCAGAAACUUCUACUGCAGCAUCAACAGAACCGCAAAAGAGCAAAUGCACUGGAGCUCAGACUUAGGAGGAGGAUAAAACUAGAGCGCAGCAAACUCCUAACGAAACAGUCGUCUCUAGAGCGUUCUCCCAGGCUGCUGCGCUCCGGGGUAUUGUCUGGGCUGCGCUCUCCAACCAGCAGACUAUCUCAGGGCAGAGGCCAGGGCUCCAGCUGGGCGAGUGGCUCCUCUUACCACAGCUCUCCAGGAGUGACUGGGUCUUUCCAACAGCAGUCUUCCCUCGGACUGGUUCUGGAGCCCAAGGGGGAGCCCCGCAGAGGGAGGGGGAGAGGGGUGAGGCUGCGGGGAGGAGGAGCAGGAAGAGGAAUCAGAGGUGGUGGAAGCCACGAAAAGUUGGAGGAGGAGAGCGAGGACAGCAGCAGCAGCAGCAGCAGCACCACCAACAGCAGCAGCAGCAGCAGCAGCAGCGACGACGAGGAAGAGGAGAGAGGGCAGAACAGUGGGAGGGGACUGGAUAAAGAGAACCAGCCGCAGUCGAGGCGAGGAGGACGGGCAGCCAAAGAAAGAGAGGAGGAAGCGAGCGAGGUGGCCAACCAAAACUGUGCAGAGGAGGAUGAUGAGGACGAGAUGGAUCAGGACAGUGACACAAGGAGCAAAGAUGGCUCGUUUCUUAAAGUGACACUCCAAAAGCCAACCAGAGCCAAACAGGACCCGUCAGCAAUUGUGCCCAAAUUAGAAGCGAUCGCCCCUCAAACUGCCACUUCCACAAUACAGAACCAGGCCAGAGUCCUCGUCAGACCCCCCAUUAGAAACCAUGUCCCCUGUCCCGAUCAACACUCCACUAAGCACACACCUCCUCACACUCGUAGUAAACACACAGACACUCGCACCUCCCACCCAGAGAGGCUGGAGGACUCCAAAAAAAGGAGGCUGAGCAGGCCAGCUAAAAUCAGCAAUGGCGCCUCCUCUUCUUCAACCUCUGAGCUUCCCCACCUCCGCGUCCCUCUGUCCGCCCUGCAGGAGGGAGGGAGCGAGGCAGACAGGGAGAACAGUGGCAGCGGACCAGGCUGUGAGAGGGAGGUGUGGGUAUCCGUCUUCCGGUACUUGAGUCGAGCAGAUCUCUGCGUCUGCAUGGCCGUCUGCAAGAACUGGUACAAAUGGUGUUUAGACAAGCGGCUUUGGGCACGGAUUGAUCUGAGCAUCAAACGCACCGUUACUCCUCAGGCCCUUAAAGGCAUCAUAAAGAGACAGCCGGUCACGCUGGAUCUGUCUUGGACCAACAUCUCUAAAAAACAGCUCAACUGGCUUGUUGGCCGCCUGCCUGGGCUGAAGGAUCUGAUGGUGGCAGGUUGUUCCUGGUUAACUAUUUCAGCUCUCUGCUCCUCUGGUUGCCCUCUCCUCCGUUCUCUGGACCUGCGGUAUGCAGACGGCGUCAAGGACUCUCAGAUCAGGGAUCUAGUCACACCUCCAGGUUGUGACAAUCGCAGUCAUUUCCGGACCAUGCAGUGUUUGCGACUAGCAGGCCUGGACAUCAGCGACUCCACUCUGCGCCUGGUGAUCCGCCACAUGCCCCAUUUAACAAAACUGGACCUCUCCCACUGCAACAGCCUCACAGACAACUCCAUCAACCUGCUGACUGCAGUGGGCUCGUCCACACGAAACACGCUCACAGAACUCAACCUGGGAGGUUGCAGUAAACUGACUGACACUAGUCUCAAGUAUCUCCGCCGCCUCUCUUGCAUCUCACUGCUCGACCUGCGAGGCUGUAAAGGUGUCUCCCGCAAGGCCUGUGAGGCCUUCAUCUCCGAGCUGUCAGUCAACACGCUCUACUGCCUGUCAGAUGAAAAACUGAUCCAGAGGAUUUCCUAAGCAUCUGCCUCCUGACUGCAGAGGAUAUUUGAGGUGCGAAGGCAACAGUGAAUCUGUGUAACACAAAGGACACAGACAGGGAGGGAAGUCCACAUGCACCUGUACCACGUUAAAGGAGGGGUGGUGUCUAAACUGGGAGUGCUUACUCACGUAACUGGUGUUGGUGAAAGGGGUUGUCACAGCUGAAACAAUAUUUCUUUUUAUAACAUAAUGUACAUUUUUCCGUUUACAGUAAAAGGAGACUCAUUUUUCUUUUUUUCAGUUCUUUUGGGAAUUAAUGUGGAAUGGGGGAAAAGCAAAAUGUCUUCUUUUUUUUUGGCAGAAGUUGGAGAACAUGGUCAAUCAAUUCUGUUAUUUGACUGCACUUCCUUUGGAUAACCAAGUGCUCAACUCUUUGGACUGACGGCAAUCUUGACUCACAAACUUCUUCCUUGAGUCAGACUUCUGAGUUUCAUCUUCGGGUUGUAACUGCAUUGUUAUGUUUGGCUGAUUCCCAUAAAGUCUUAUUUAUCUUG
Molecule: messenger RNA, 4687 nt
Organism: Anoplopoma fimbria (sablefish)
Lineage: Eukaryota; Metazoa; Chordata; Actinopteri; Perciformes; Anoplopomatidae
Gene: kdm2ab
Product: lysine (K)-specific demethylase 2Ab
Exons: 23
Coding region: 249-4172 (1307 amino acids)
Biological process (GO): regulation of transcription by RNA polymerase II; protein demethylation
Molecular function (GO): transcription coregulator activity; zinc ion binding; histone demethylase activity
Source: RefSeq, a predicted model, not a curated record